Messenger RNA from Staurois parvus, 366 nucleotides. The record is from the annotation of a GenBank genome assembly. NCBI's taxonomy places the organism in Eukaryota, Metazoa, Chordata, Amphibia, Anura, Ranidae.
GGGCACUGGGUCAUCAGGCAUUGGAUUGUCUUGCUCGACAGCGGGCAUCGGGUCACCAGGCAUGACAGCGGGCACUGGGUCAUCAGGCAUUGGAUUGUCUGGCUCGACAGCGGGCAUCGGGUCACCAGGCAUGACAGCGGGCACUGGGUCAUCAGGCGUGAUAGGAUCAUCAGGCUGGAUCAGUUCAUUAGGCUGGGUACAGACAUCAGGCUGGGUAGAGACAUCAGGCUGAAGUGCGGGUGCCGAGGCACCAGGCUGAACCACGGAAGGCAGGUUCUCAGACGGCAUAGGCUCACCGGUUUGGAUACUGGCAGGAUGGUACUGGUUGGAAAGAAUUUUCGCUUUUUUCUGGUUUUUAACUACUGG